UAGAAAUAGGAGAGUCGUUGAAAAUGAGGCUGUGCUUCUUCUCCAUAACUGGGAGCGCCCCCUCAGACCUUGACCCCCAUCUAAACCCCUCUCUCUCUCUCUCUCUCUCUGCAUAACAUCAAAUCUCAUUGUCUCUCGAAGCUUCGAAUCUUCUUCGUUGUGCAGAGAGAGAUUGAAGAAGAAGACGACGAGAGGCGCUCUCUUCAAUUUCUCUUAUCGGCUGCAAUCGGAAAAUUAUAGGGUGACGGAAUGGGUUGCACGUCGAGCAAAAGCGUGGACUCGAAGACGAGCAGGACGGCGCGGUGGCGAUCCACCGGCAUUGUUGGCCUCCGGGACUCUAAAUUGAAGACAUUUCCAGAUGAAGUUCUUGAUCUGGAGAGAUCCGUACGCACUAUUGAUCUAACGCGCAAUAAAAUUGUUGAUAUUCCUAUGGAUAUUGGCAAGUUAGUAAACCUGCAACGACUGGUCUUAGCUGAAAACCUCAUUGAUCGACUACCAAUGCAUGUGUCAAAAUUAGAAUCUCUAAAAGUUAUGACACUUGAUGCAAAUCGAAUCACUUCCUUGCCUGAUGAAUUGGGACAGCUGGUGAGGCUUGAGCGGUUAUCCAUCUCUAAAAAUUCUCUAUCAUAUUUGCCUGAGACUAUUGGAAGCUUGCGCAAUUUAGUGCUGUUAAAUGUAUCAAACAACAAGUUAAAGUCUCUUCCAGAAUCAGUUGGGAGUUGCUUCUCUCUAGAAGAAUUACAAGCAGAUGAUAAUUCAAUUGAAGAUCUUCCCGAAUCCGUCUGCAAUCUUGUUCACUUAAAGUCACUUUGCUUGGACAAUAAUAAUGUGAAGCAGAUACCUACCAAUCUAUUGAAAGACUGUAAAGCUCUGCAGAAUAUUUCCUUGCAUGGAAAUCCUAUAUCAAUGGAUCAGUUUCAGCAAAUGGAAGGAUUCCAAGAGUUUGAAGCAAGGAGGAAGAAGAAGUUCGACAAACAGAUUGACUCAAAUGUAAUGAUCAGUUCCAAAGGCCUUGAUGAGGGUGUUGAUCAUUGAGAAUCUGGCUCUGACAUUUGGAAACAAAGUCAAGUUGUCGAGGCCAUUUAUAUGUGAAAGCUGGGUUUGUUUCAUGGAUGCUGUAAAUUCAUAUAAGCUUUUGUUGUAGCUUGGGACGACGACAUUGCUAUUUAUGACUGUCAUGCAAAAUAAAAAGACAUUGAGCACUUGUACUGUUUUCUUCAAUACUUUGCCCCUUAUUGACAAGCAUGUAUAGAAAGGGUGGGAACUUAUUCAAAGAUGUAACUUAAUUUUUUGGGUAUUGUGAUUCUUAAUACACAUUUACUCUGUACAUGUCACAUCUAUAAUUCUAUUGGUACAGAGAAAAGUGAUUGAAUACAAUGAAAUUAUUGAA
Rosa chinensis is the source of this 1390-nucleotide messenger RNA. RefSeq names its product plant intracellular Ras-group-related LRR protein 7. NCBI's taxonomy places the organism in Eukaryota, Viridiplantae, Streptophyta, Magnoliopsida, Rosales, Rosaceae. The coding region runs from base 250 to 1035 and encodes 261 amino acids. Gene Ontology annotation, molecular function: protein binding. The transcript has 10 exons. The record is from RefSeq and is a predicted model, not a curated record.